AUUGGGUGGCAGCCUGGCAAAAACGCGAGCAAAAGUUAACCUCUAACUUGACAACGUGUAACACGUUCCUUCAACCUUUGUCGCGAGAGCAUCAGAAUAGUUUCUGGUUCAGCGCUGAUUACUUACCUCGACCAGAAAACACAAUGGCCACCAAGGAAGUCAACCCCGAAAAGCCCGGACAGGAGACGGCCCCCAUUCACCGCAUCAGGAUCACUCUGACGUCGCGCAAUGUGAAAUCGUUGGAGAAGGUUUGCUCCGAUCUGAUCGAUGCUGCAAAGAAGCAGAAACUGCGUGUCAAGGGGCCGGUGCGAAUGCCCAACAAAAUCCUUCGCAUCACCACCCGAAAGACGCCAUGUGGUGAGGGCUCGAAGACUUGGGACCGCUUCCAAAUGAGGAUCCAUAAGCGCGUGAUCGAUCUGCAUUCGUCCUCUGAAAUCGUUAAGCAAAUCACGUCGAUCAACCUGGAACCGGGAGUCGAAGUUGAAGUUACGAUUGCCGAUGCGUAAGAUGAACAGCAAACUACAGCUUGCUGUUCAUUUAGUACUCGGUGGCAAAAAUACUUGGGCUCAGUGUUAAAGGGUUAAAGGAAUAAAUAUUUUUUCUGAGUAA
This is a messenger RNA of Dendroctonus ponderosae (mountain pine beetle), 609 nucleotides long. RefSeq names its product 40S ribosomal protein S20-like. Bases 144 to 506 code for a protein of 120 amino acids. NCBI's taxonomy places the organism in Eukaryota, Metazoa, Arthropoda, Insecta, Coleoptera, Curculionidae. The record is from RefSeq and is a predicted model, not a curated record. Gene Ontology annotation, molecular function: structural constituent of ribosome. Gene Ontology annotation, cellular component: ribosome; cytosolic small ribosomal subunit. Gene Ontology annotation, biological process: translation. The transcript has 2 exons.